UGGACUCCGGGCAGAGGCACAUCGGGCGCUGGACUCCGGGUCAAGAGGCACAUCGGGCUGGACUCCACGGCAGAGGCACAUCGGCGCAGGACACCCCGGGCAGAGGCACAUCGGGCUGGACACCAGAUCACCAGGCGGAGCGGCAGGCGCACCGGAUUCACCAGGCGGAGCGCAGGCACCGGGCCCCCAGGCGAGCGUCAGGCACCGGGCCCCAGGCGGACCCGCGAUAGCGGAGCGACAGCAAUCGCCCGCGCUACAGGCGACAGGCCGAUCGGGCCCGCCCAUGGCGCGACAGCGGACAGGUGCCGGGCACCCAGGAGGAGCGGCAGGGCGCCGGGCCCCCAGGAGGGCGGCGGGCACCGGGCCCCCAGGCGGUACGCGGCGCGGGCACCGGGUCAUCAGGCACGACAGCGGGCAUCAGGUCACCAGGCAUCAGGUCAUUUGGCUCGC
This is a messenger RNA of Staurois parvus, 450 nucleotides long. The record is from the annotation of a GenBank genome assembly. Lineage: Eukaryota; Metazoa; Chordata; Amphibia; Anura; Ranidae.